AUGAGUACAUCUGCUGCAGCCUCGGCUGCACCUUCAACGAGCUUUGUUUUUCCAUCGACCUACAACUUCCCACCCUUCUUCACCCCGCAGCCUAACAGCACCACAAGACAUUCCCAGCUUCAAAAGUGGUCAUCGCUCAUCCAGUCAUGGUGCAGGCAUCACCGCAUCUAUCGUCUCUCUGUCGUUGAGGCGAUCGAUUCCCCGCUCUUCCACAAUGCCUCUCUGCGCAAGCGACUCGAUCUCGCCGAGGCUCGCGCGAUCGUGGAUUGGAUGACCAAGAAAGAGGAAGAAGGCGGUGGUGGACAGCGAGCGGAAUGGAUUGACGGCUUCUCAGCGGGCUCUAGCGCAAAGGGCAAGAACGCCGCUUGGAUUUGGUGGCGAAGGCCGGAAGAGUGGGCGGAUGUACUGCUGGACUGGAUCGAUGCGACGGGACAACGCGGGGUGGUGUUGACGGUAUUUGAGCUGGUUCAGGGAGAAGCCACAGUCUCUCAAGAAUUCCACGGUAUGGACCAUGAUGUUAUGAUGAAAGCAUUGAAUGUUCUCGUCAAACGAGGCAAAGCGUCCGUCUUCGGCAACGAGGGUGAAGAGGGUGUCAAAAUCUUCUAA
Penicillium oxalicum is the source of this 606-nucleotide messenger RNA. Its product is annotated as ESCRT-II subunit protein VPS25. The transcript is spliced from 2 exons. Gene Ontology annotation, molecular function: structural molecule activity; protein homodimerization activity. Gene Ontology annotation, biological process: protein transport to vacuole involved in ubiquitin-dependent protein catabolic process via the multivesicular body sorting pathway. Lineage: Eukaryota; Fungi; Ascomycota; Eurotiomycetes; Eurotiales; Aspergillaceae. Gene Ontology annotation, cellular component: ESCRT II complex. The record is from RefSeq and is a predicted model, not a curated record. The coding region runs from base 1 to 606 and encodes 201 amino acids.